This is a messenger RNA of Ostrinia nubilalis (European corn borer), 489 nucleotides long. RefSeq lists its product as uncharacterized. The record is from RefSeq and is a predicted model, not a curated record. The coding region runs from base 1 to 489 and encodes 162 amino acids. The transcript has 3 exons. NCBI's taxonomy places the organism in Eukaryota, Metazoa, Arthropoda, Insecta, Lepidoptera, Crambidae.
AUGACCCACCAGGAGCUGCCGAUGUACGUGCCUCCGAAGACGAUGCCGGAGACGGCGCCGGAGUACGCUCGCCAGCAGCACACGCUGCGCGACGGGCCCAAGAAGGGGCCGCCCGCCCCGCCGCCCGCGCCCGCGCCCGCCCCCCCUGCCCCGCCCGCGCCCGUAGAGAACACCACCAAGAAGAAACUCCUCAAGGAAACCUACUCAGUCGUUCCGCCGCCCGCGCCCGCGCCCGCCCCGCCCGCGCCCGCGCCCGCCCCGCCCGCGCCCGCGCCCGUAGAUAACACCACCAAGAAGAAACUCCUCAAGGAAACCCCGCACGAGGCCACGAAUGCGGCGGCGGCGGCAGUGGGUGCGGCGACGGCGGCGGCGGCGGGUGCGGCGGCGGCGGCGGCGGCGGCGCGUCCGGCGGCGCAGCUGGCCGACGAGCACGACGGGCUGAGCGAGCACCCGCCCGCCGCCAUAUUGCUACUCGUGCUCGGUAACUAG